GAAGAGAGAGAAACAAGGAUUGAUAGCGAGCCGAGUCUCCCUCCUCUCACACCUCAGACGGGCAGCUUCCACCACCGCCUCCCUGCGCUACGCCGGGAACGAAAACCAGUCCUGACCUCAAAGCUCAUAUCGUGCAUUGUAGUUGAAUUGCCCGGAAUGCCAUUGUAUAAAAGGAAGCCAUUUGCUUUGUUGGAAAAACCCGCCGAUUUGAACCCCAAUGAGGAGGUCUUCCAAGUCAGAUUCACAAAAGAAAUCUUUAGGGAUUAUGGGGAAGAAUUGCUUGACCUAUGAGGAAGCGCUCCUUUCAGAGAAGGAGUCUGGUGAAGAAUUGCAACUGUUUCCCAAGGAACUUCUAGCCCCUGUACUUCGAGAUCUUCAAUUCAGUAUGCUGAGUUUAAGCGAUCUUGUCAACAAAAUUGCCAUUAAGCUUCAAGGCCGUUUAUCAGUGGGUUCCAUUCUUUAUGGAAGGAAAAAUGGCAGUAUUCAUAGUUGUAGGAUUUUAAAAGUUGUAGAGGAGGAUGGGAAAGCACAGUAUGAGGUUGAGUGGAUGGACAUAUAUGAUAAUGACAAAUCUGAAAUUACAUUUGUGAAGGAAGAGGAGUUGAUAAGGAAAAAGCUGCCUUAUAUUAGAGGUGUUCUUAAAGUUUUAAUCAGAGAGUCUACAUAUCGCAGCAUUCCCUGGGUCUUACAUGAUAAGUUGGUAGCUGAACAUGAGAUUCCUACUCACCCUCCUCCAGAGUUAGAAAACAAAAUUUCUCUCAAGGAUGGUUUAGUUGUUGUUAAUAAAAAGAGAAAGAAUGGUGAAACUAUACAAACUGAUGUGGACAGAGAAAAUAAUGGGUGGACAGAUCCUAAGCGGAAGAAUUUUAUCAGAAAGAGUUCUAAUGCCUUAACAACUGCGGAGACUGGCAAUGACGAAAACGAAAACUUGGAUGUGGUGUCUGUUAGAUAUCCAAUAGAUGAUUUACUGGUACAGCCUUCAGAAAGUGACAAACAGUUAACUGAACGUCCUUCUCCUUCUUGGGAUUUCCAUGCGCCUAUGCAUUGUGUUGGGGAACUGUUGAUGGUUUGGGAGUUUUGUACAACAUUUGGCAAAUUUUUGCAAUUGUCACCAUUUUCCCUUGAAGAUUUUGAGAAUGCCGUGUGUCAUAGUGACAGCAAUGUUGUUCUCAUUGUAGAAUCCCACGCAGCUCUUCUUCGUGUGUUAAUGAAUGACCAUGUGGGCUAUUUCUUCACUAUACAAAAGAAAAAGAGAAAGUCCAAGAUCACGUUAAUUACUUGGACAGAGUAUUUGUGUGACUUCUUGGAAAUGAUGGGCAUUGCUAAGUUGUGUGCUCAUAUCUCUACAAUCAAACGCGGUCAUUAUGGCCUUCUGGAUGUUAGCAUUAAAUUAAAGAUCCUUGGGGAACUAGUUGCUCAAACCUGUAUGUUAGGCCUUUUUAAGGAGAAGUUGGAUGAGGAUAUUGAGAAGCGGCUGGCACUGGCAGCCGCACGGAGAGAUGAAGCUUUGGAAGAUGGUAGAAAUAGGAGAGAGGAAAAAGAGCGUUCUAAUCAUCCACCUGCUCUAAAUAUUGGAGGAGAGGUACACAUCAAAGCUAUCAACCACAAUAGGAAAAAUGGAGCACUUUCUAAUGAAAGAAAGGAGAACGGGACCUCUUCUAAUUCGAAACAUUUAUCAGAGGACAGUGAGGGGGAGCAAGUUGAUAUUACAUUAAGGAAUUCUAUGAAAAAGAAGUUAAAUGUGAAAGAUGCUGCAGAGAGCAGUAAUAAUUCAUCGAAGAAGGCUGUUUUCAAGAAUGGGAUAAAGAAAGUAAUGCAAAAGCAUAGCAAGGACCAAAAGCAAAGGGUUGCACACAAGCUACUGAAGAAUCAAAUAAAGGAAACAAUAGAAAGCAGGAGUAAGGAGCAAAGGAAGGAGUAUCUUGAUCGAGAAAUAGAAAAGAGAAUUAUACGCACCAGUCCGCUGGGGAAAGAUAGAGACCAUAAUAGAUACUGGUUUUUCAGACGUGAAUCAAGAAUAUUUGUUGAGAGUUCUGACUCCAUGCAGUGGGGAUAUUAUUCUUCAAAGGAGGAGCUCGAUGCUUUGAUUGGUUCACUUAAUGUGAAGGGUGUAAGGGAGAGGGCUCUCAAAAAGCAACUAGAGAAGUUUUAUGACAAAAUAAUCCUGGAAAUUCAGAAGACAUCAAAAGAGGCAACCCAUGAAAGUUGUAAAGAAGACUCUGUAGUUCGGAGGUCAACCCGAGUUCGUGCCCCACCGGGAGAAAAUCCCGCUCUUGCAUUCCUUAAGUAUGCAAACUUGUGGAAGGAAGAAAAAAGUGCAAAGAAAAAUUCCAGAACGUUUGAUGGGAUAUGCAGAACCACGAAUACACACACGGAUCUGGAAAAGAAUUAAAAAAAAAUUUCAUUUCUUCGGGUCAUUGCUAAAAGCCGGCCAUUCUAUGGUUGUGAUGUACCUAUUUUUGAGUUUGGGUGUUUUGAUCUCCACAUCCACGGAUGGUGAUGGAAGCCAAGUUGGAUCCAUUCCACUCCAGUAUGUUUUUGGUAAUAGUUCAGGGUGGGGAUUUUCUUCAUUUUUUUGCAGAUACGGCUUAAGCAGCUUGGUUUUUGGCUACCAUCGACUUUGUACCUUCAGGCUACUAACUCCUCCCUAAAAAAUGUUUUAUAUUUUGAUUUUACGAAGUUUAAGAAAAGUGUUGAAAAGUA
This is a messenger RNA of Cuscuta campestris, 2703 nucleotides long. The record is from the annotation of a GenBank genome assembly. Lineage: Eukaryota; Viridiplantae; Streptophyta; Magnoliopsida; Solanales; Convolvulaceae.